CAUUUUACUUCCUUCCACACAAACCGACACGAACAAAUCGAGAAAGAAGACGUCGCUAACUUUUAAAUGUUGUCGUCAACAGCCGCGUUUUGAGGUUAGUUUGCGUUUGAUUUCCAUCCUAAAAUGCGCGGCAUGUGGCGCGUGGUGUCUGAGAAUUAAAGAAUUGUUGGAAAACGUAGACCGUAACGUGUAGGCCUCCGAAGAAAGUUUGGUCGAAGGCCUGUAAACAACAUGUCCUCCGCCUCGCAGUCUUCCUCUAGACGGCAAUGGUGCUACCUCUGCGAUCUGCCCAAGAUGCCCUGGGCCAUGCUGUGGGAGUUCAGCGAGGCUGUGUGCCGGGGAUGUGUCAACUACGACGGGGCAGACCGAAUAGAGCUCCUCAUUGAAACUGCCAGGCAACUGAAGAACACGCACGGAGUUUUAGACGGCAGGUCCCCCGGUCCACAGCAGGGCAAGCCCAGCCCGGCUGGGCCCAUUGAAGCAGGGAGACAGCAUGGAGAGCGUCUAGAUAGGGGGAGGGGUGAGUAUGGGGUGUCUUCUCGCCUCCCCAAUGGCCUGCACAGAGCUGAAGAUGUGGCUUUGUCAGAGGGCAGCAGACAGAGCCCAAACACUCGUCGGGCUAUUGUUGGGGCAGUUCCUAGUCUUCAUGGCACCAUAUCCCAUGCCUUGAUAGCUCAGGGGUUAGUAGCAAACCCUCAUGGGCUUUUAGGCCAAUUACCAGGCUCUAGAACUGGGGCCACACCUAUUGCGGUCUCAGCUGGCCCCAUCAUGAGUGAUGCUGGUAGAAGACAGGCUGUGGGAGCUAGCACCUCUGCUCUGGUGGGUAUAGAUCCUGCACUGUGGAGGAACAAUGAAGUGUUGGCUGAAUUGAAUGAGGUGGCACGUAGCAGGGUCGAAGGCUGGCCAAACCGUCCCAAAGCAGUCCGGGAUGUACUUGUAGCUCUCAGCAGCUGCGUCCCCUUUAAUGUGCGCUUCAGGAAAGACCAUAAUCUGAUGGGUCGUGUUCUGGCCUUUGAUGCCAGCACAACUCCAGAGUUUGAGCUGAAGGUGUUUUUGGAGUACCCUGCCGGCUCUGGAAUGUUCUUCUCAGGAGUCCCAGACCUGGUCAGGCAGAUGUUCCGUGACUCAGCCAAAGACGCAGGUAAAGCAGUGAACUCUGGCUUGCGCUACGUGGAAUACGAGAAGCGCCAAGGCACAGGAGACUGGCGUGGGCUGUCCGAGCUGUUGAAUGAUGGCGUGCGGAUGUUUAAAGAGCCCCCAAUUCCAGAGGUUCUGCCACAGCCAGAUGCAGGGCUGCCUAUGGCACCUGCUGGACGCCCUGUUCCAGCAAAGAGCACAGCUCGGCGCCGCAAGGCUUCUCCGGGCUCUGAGAAUGGAGAGAGCGAAGGGAGGCCCGAUCACCCAGCGAGAGAGCCCUGGCCUCGAGGUGCUUACUCAGGCAUGGAACCUCUUCCAGGCAUGGCUGUCCCCCAAGAGGGCCCGCCCCGUUUACACAGCCAGCCCUCACCCAUCUCGGCGCUCAUGGGAGUCGCAGACAGCCUGAGCUCCAGCCAGAUGGCCAGAGACAGCCCCAGCAUGUCCACAGCCCACUCCUCUUCAGCCGGGCGCCCCACCAGCAGCAGCCCCUCCACUGCCUCCACCUCAGUCUCCCAGGCAGCCAUGGGGCAGGGUUUAAAUGCGGUGGGGUCAAGCAGCAACACCGGAGCUGGGGAGUCUACAAGCAACGCUCAGGGCACUCUGCUCUGCUGCACCCUCUGCCGAGAGCGCUUGGAGGACACUCAUUUUGUCCAGUGUCCCUCUGUCCCGCACCACAAGUUCUGCUUCCCCUGUACCCGAGGAUUCAUCCGCAGCCAAGGUCAAGGCGGGGAGGUGUAUUGCCCCAGUGGAGAACGCUGUCCCCUGGCUGGAUCCACUGUGCCAUGGGCCUUCAUGCAGGGAGAGAUCUCCACCAUCCUGGCCGGAGACGGAGACGUGACAGUGAAGAAGGAGAACGACCCUUGACGUCUCCAUCCUGCUGUGGUGAAUGUGGAUCAAACACUUUGAAAGCACUUCCCGAUUAUAUCAAGCAGUGGUCCGCAUGGGCUGCAGUUCAUCAUGUGUGCCUCUGAAAACAGAAAAACUGAACCCCAGGAGGACAGCUAUCACACACCGUUAACUAAAGACAUAGCAAGACUCACUUUUGAGAAGAGGGACAUGUCCGUCUGUCAGGGCUGGGCUCACCUGCGAAGGCCGGGCUGCUACAUCGCAUCUGGUCGAGUUCUGACCAAAUCUCUCUCUCCCUCUCUUUAGUCCAGUGCAGCAGAGGCCUCAUUUUCAAAGCCCAGGAUAGAAAGCACAUGCUUGUUUUUUUUUUUUUUUUUUUUUAAGUAUGACAAUCUGUUUUGUCUUUCAUUUGUGUUUUUGUUAUAUACAUGGCAUACUGUCCAGUACAGAUGGAUGGCAGCGAUAUUGAUAGAUGGUUUGACACAAUAAUGCAAUUCUUCGAAAAACAAAUGAAUGUUCAAAAUGUGUCAAAACCGUUGGGUCCUUAAAGCCAAGGAUAGAAAAAAAAUUGUAACGCCAAGGAUGGAAAAAAAUGUAAUCCCACAUUAUGUCUCUUAGGUAAUCUCCUUAUACAUUGUAUGUCAAAAAUGUGAAUUUACUUUCAAUAUGGCUAUGUAAUUUCUAUUUUUGAUACAAUACAAAUUUCUAUGUAUUUGUUUAUAGUGAUAAGAAGACCAAAGAUGGCUUCAUGCUCAAUGUAAUUUUAUUGUAUUGUAGCCGUGUAUGCUGUAUUCACUGAUAACCUUGGCAUCGGUCACUAAUUUGUUCAUCUAUCACAGAAGUAAGCUUGUUUUGUCUAUUUACUUUUUCAAUUAGGCUACAUGUAUGGUAAGAUAAUUAGCACCCACAUACUCAUGUGAACUUAACAGGUCAAUUCUACAAUAAAUUACAAAAUAGUUA
Messenger RNA from Micropterus dolomieu (smallmouth bass), 2943 nucleotides. It is a transcript of the gene irf2bp1, whose product is annotated as interferon regulatory factor 2 binding protein 1. Lineage: Eukaryota; Metazoa; Chordata; Actinopteri; Centrarchiformes; Centrarchidae. Gene Ontology annotation, cellular component: nucleus. Gene Ontology annotation, molecular function: transcription corepressor activity. The transcript has 2 exons. The record is from RefSeq and is a predicted model, not a curated record. Gene Ontology annotation, biological process: regulation of transcription by RNA polymerase II. Bases 232 to 2001 code for a protein of 589 amino acids.